Molecule: messenger RNA, 1491 nt
Organism: Dichotomopilus funicola
Lineage: Eukaryota; Fungi; Ascomycota; Sordariomycetes; Sordariales; Chaetomiaceae
Exons: 3
Coding region: 1-1491 (496 amino acids)
Biological process (GO): carnitine biosynthetic process
Cellular component (GO): mitochondrion
Molecular function (GO): oxidoreductase activity
Source: RefSeq, a predicted model, not a curated record
AUGGCUUCCCGAGUCUCGGGAUCCUACCGCGCUGGCCUGUUGGCCAUGCGACUCCCAGCUGCCCGGCUCACGGCCUCGGUUCCAGCGUCCCAAACCGCCAUCCGGCGCCUAGCCGGCUUACAAUCUUCGAUCCCCACGACCUGCACCCUGAAUUAUGCGCCCCGCCGAGAAUAUUAUACGCCUCCAUGGAGGGCCGGUCAAAAACCGCCAUGGAAAAGUCAUGGGGCAGACACUCAACCGUGGAAAGAGGGUCCUGGAGGUCAGAGGCAUAAGCCUCUGAUAUCCACCCUUUGGCUUCGCGACUCGUGCCCUUGUCCCCUUUGUGUCGACCCAGACUCGGGACAAAAGAACUUCUCGACUACCAGCCUUCCAGAGAACCCUGAGAUCGAGACAGCCCAGCUGGACAACGACGGUUCGCUCCGCGUCGUUUGGGCCAACGACCCCCUGAGCGGCGGGGCCCAACAUAUCUCUGUGUACCCCGUUGCAACGGUAGAGUACUUGAAGAAAUGGGACAGAGCUCCUAUGUAUCGGCACUCGCCCGGCGCCAGACUUCUCUGGGAUCGACCCAUGUUCGAGGGCCUUUUGGAUCAGGGUCGCGGCAAAGUCGAUUACCAGGACUGGAUGGCUGGCGGGGAUCAAUUCUGGCGAGCCCUCAACGACCUCCGUGAGAUGGGCUUGAUCUUUGUGCGCGGCGUGCCCUCUGACGAAGAGGCUGUCGAGCGCAUCGCGAAGCAAAUCGGCCCAAUCAUGGAGACGUUUUAUGGCCGAACCUGGGAUGUGCGCUCGAAGCCCAACGCUGAGAACGUAGCGUACACCAGCCAGUUCCUGGGUCUACACCAGGACCUCCUCUACUACCCCGAUGUCCCCCACCUGCAGCUCCUGCAUUGCCUAUCCAACGACGCUGAGGGUGGCGAGUCCCUGUUCAGCAACGGCGCCCGCGCCGCCGUCGAGCUGCACUUAGCCACACCAUGGAGUCGCACUACCCUGAAAACCCACCCCGUCACGCACGGCUACAAUAAAAACGGCCACGACUACACACGGACGAGUCCAACAAUCCUGCUUUCCCCCGACGCCUCCCAGGCCGAAACGCGCUGGUCGCCGCCGUUCCAGCAGCCCUUCCGCCCCCCACAAAAGGCCGAGCAUGUUCGGAACUUCAUCCGUUGGAAGCGCGCCGCAGCCCGGUUCCAAGAACUCGCCGAGUCCAACACGCACAUGUUCGAAACCAAGCUGCAGGAAGGCGAAUGUGUCAUCUUCAACAACCGCUACAUCCUCCACGGUCGCCGCGCGUUUGCCACCGGGAACCAGGGCGGUCGCUGGCUGAAGGGGACUUAUGUCAACGAAUACGAGUACAACCGCGCCAUGCUUCGUCUCGACCAGCACAUGCGGCCCAAGGCGAUUCCGGGGGCGUGGCCGAAACAGGGGACGGACUGGCGGAAGUUCCAGCGGCGGGAACGUGAGAUUGUUCGGGUUUCGAUGGAUAGGGCGAGUUAG